This is a messenger RNA of Clonostachys rhizophaga, 582 nucleotides long. NCBI's taxonomy places the organism in Eukaryota, Fungi, Ascomycota, Sordariomycetes, Hypocreales, Bionectriaceae. The record is from the annotation of a GenBank genome assembly.
AUGUCGGCCGAACGUCGCUGGGAACAACGCCGAUUCCAGCUAGAGGAGUCAACGACCCUCAAUGGGGGCGCCCGCACCAUCUUCAUCGAAACCAUGACGCCAGGCACGACAGUUCCCCCGCACUUCCACUCUCGCUUCUCUGAAACCUUCGAUUUGAUCAGCGGGUCCAUGUCAGUUUAUGAUUCCUCAGAGCCUGACCUCGAUGCUUUAGAGGCAUCAGCCCAGAAACUGGAGGUUCGCAAGCCGGUGACAAUUAAUCCUGGCCAGUACCACAAGUACCUCGUGGGAGACGACGAGACAGUGCUCCGGGUUAUUGUCACGCCUGGAGAUGCUGAUUUCGAGAGACUAUUGAAGAUUAUGAACGGGCUAGAUGCGGAUGGUGAGCUGCAGAAGUUGGGGGAUAGUGUUGUGCUCAUGGCAAUUAUCAUGGGCUUGGGCGACGCACAGCUUAUUGGUCCGGCCAAGGAGAUGCUAGACGGGGUACGGGCGACAAAAGGCAAAGAAAUUGAAGAAUUGAGGAAAAGUCUUCUUGCAAAGUACGACACUGAGGAGGCACUACAGGGCUUAUUGGUGGGAAAGUAA